GUUAACUAACACUGAACAGCUGUUUUCUUCUAUUUAUUCAAACUGAUAGAGAGUGGCAUCUUUGUCAAAUUAAAUGUCAAAAUGAGCGACUAACACAAAGAAAAAGAACAAAGAAACAUACUAGCCAAGCUGUUAGAUUCAAUUUUAAGUGUUUUUUACCAAUUAUAUUUGCAUUAAGAUGACAUCGACACCAGCUGAAAAUAUUCCACCAGAGGAGGUAAUCCAAAUGGGUAUCGAAGUGAAAGUUGAAAGCGAGAUUUCGGAAGCCCCGUCGCCUAUACGGACGCCACUUGCAGAAAAAUUCACGCUGAGGUCAGGUAAUUCGCACAUCUCAGACAGGAGAACACCACGGGCGAGCUUGAAAAGAAAGCGCAUGGAAGAAGACGGUGAUGCUCGGAAGAAAUUUUUGGAAAUAGCAGAAAAACAGGCAGAUGCACUAAAGAUGCUAGCCCAAUCGAGUGUAGAAACCGUAGAAGUCGCGAAACAACAAGCAGAUGCUUUAAAGAUCUUAGCCGAAAGCAGCUCUGCAAGUGCCCAGGCGAAUAAAAUGAUGGCGGAGGCAAUAGCCGUAUUGGGGAAUGGUUUAAGCGCUACCGCGGAAACAAUCAACAAUCUAACGCCAAUCAUAAGCCAAAUAAUCAAAGGACAUACUCGCACUUUUUAAAUAAGUUUUUGAUCAUAAAAUUUCACAGUUCUGAUUAAAAUUACUAAUUCUUCUUUAUCGUUUGAUUUAACAACACCAAAAUUAUUGUCGUUUAGAUUGCUAUAAUCGACAUCGUAACCAAUCAGCUGAUUUUGUCUUGUCGAUUUUCGUAAUCAAAUGGGUUACUGAAUAGCAAAAUCGUAAAAAUUGUGGUUAAGGAAAGAUAACAAAGCAAAUAUCGAUAAAAUGUGUUAGUGAAUCGCACCACAGGUCAAGAUUCGAAGAUUCCUCUUGAAAUGCUUUAAGUUCUUGCAUUUUAAAUGCAAUAUAAAAGUGCGUGUAGCUUAGUACACAUAACAGAAGUGAAACUUUCAAGACAGACAAAGAAAGAGGGAGAGACCCGAGAGAGACAGAGAGAGAAAUAAUGUAUAUCUAAAUGAAUUCAGAACAUUUGCAGAGAAUACAAAUAGACAAAAUUUACAAAGAACGGAGAAGGGUCGACCGUGGCAACAACGCGCACUACUCCGAGCGUUUAUCAGCCGCGGAAACGCAGCGAUUCUAGGACCGCAGCAACGGCACGAAUUACCGCAAGGCAAUACCAAUAAAUCCGACGUCGACCCAAACAGUAGGCACCAAGGAAAUAUAACGCCCAAAAGUAGGCCCGAAAAAUAUAUUUCCUACAAGUUUGCACCAACACUAAAGCGCCAAAAAGUAGGCAGUGUUAUUUCUCACUAGAAAUUAGCAACUACAAGGAAAAAUAGCCUAAAGUGUAUCUAAGGUAUAUAUAAGGUAAAGCUCUCUCUCUCUCCUUUUCCUCUACGUUAUAUCUUUUUUCUCUCUCGCGGAACGAAAAUGCCCAAAACGUUGCAUGGCCUUGAAAUUUUACUCUCCAUUCUCGCUCGUCCAUCGACGCCUAAGAAGCUUCACUUCAAUAAAAGUUGAUUGCGUUAAUUUAAAUAUGCCUUUAGUUAUAUAUGUAAUAUUAUUUAUGUUUGUUUUAUGGAGUGGAGUAUAUAU
This is a messenger RNA of Anastrepha ludens (Mexican fruit fly), 1660 nucleotides long. RefSeq lists its product as uncharacterized. NCBI's taxonomy places the organism in Eukaryota, Metazoa, Arthropoda, Insecta, Diptera, Tephritidae. Bases 179 to 664 code for a protein of 161 amino acids. The transcript is spliced from 5 exons. The record is from RefSeq and is a predicted model, not a curated record.